Messenger RNA from Molossus molossus (Pallas's mastiff bat), 756 nucleotides. It is a transcript of the gene OAZ3, whose product is annotated as ornithine decarboxylase antizyme 3. Lineage: Eukaryota; Metazoa; Chordata; Mammalia; Chiroptera; Molossidae. Gene Ontology annotation, biological process: positive regulation of protein catabolic process. Gene Ontology annotation, molecular function: ornithine decarboxylase inhibitor activity. Gene Ontology annotation, cellular component: cytoplasm; nucleus. The record is from RefSeq and is a predicted model, not a curated record.
AUGUUCCCGGGCGCGGAGGGACCUGACGGAGGCCCGGCGCAGGCGCAGAAACUGCUUUGUAACAGGUCACGCCCCUCUCUCUACUCCCUUUCUUAUAUCAAGAGGGGAAAAACACGGAACUACCGCUACCCAAUCUGGUCACCAUUCGCCUAUUACUUCUACUGUUACAAAUACCGGAUCACCCUCCGGGAGAAGAUGCUGCCUUGUUAUAAAAGCAUCAUUUAUAAGGAACAGGAGGACUUGACACUCCGGCCCCGUUCCUGCCUUCAGUGCUCCGAGUCCCUGGUAGGCCUCCAGAUGGGCAGAAGCACCAAGCAGGGUGACCAUGACCAGCUUAAAGAACUGUACUCGGCUGGGAAUUUGACGGUGCUGACUCCUGAUGCUCUGCUCCACCAGGACCCAGUGCAGUUAGACUUCCAUUUCCGCCUCACCCCCCACACCUCUGUCCACUGGCAUGGCCUACUCUGUGACCGUCGACUCUUCCUGGAUAUCCCAUAUCGGGCCUUGGAUCAAGGCAACCAGAAAAGUCUGACUGCAACACUAGAGUACGUGGAGGAGAAAACCAACGUGGACUCCGUGUUUGUAAACUUCCAAAACGACCGGAAUGACAGAGGUUCCCUGCUGCGGGCCUUCAGCUACAUGGGCUUUGAGCUGGUCAGACCAGGUCACCCUGCCCUCCCUCCCUGGGACAAUACCAUCUUUAUGGUGUACCCCCUUGAAAGGGAUCUGGGCCACCUGCCCAGAGAGCCUCCCUGA